CAUCAAACAAUCUAGUAUUAGGUUAUAAUGGUAAUGAUGUAUUACUUUGGUAAUGAAGGACUUUUUCUCGGUCAUUUCCUUUCUCUCUCAAACAUAGAUUUUCCCUAUUUUCCCUCUCACUCUCUCAAACCCUAGAUUUCUUCAUAGCCAAAAUGAGUUGAUCCAGUGCAACCAUAACUUAAAUUUAGUUAGAAUCUUGUGCUUUAUCUAAUUUUCUCCAGAUUAUAUCUACUUUUUGCUGGCUUCAAGGUGAUUUACAGAUAUAUAAUAACUAAUAUGGGUGAUGAGAUUCGAGAUCGAGGAAAAAAUAAGAGAAUGUGUACUUAAUUGGAGGAGAAUGCCCUUGUUGACAUUCUACUUGAGAGGCAGAAUUAAAAUUGGAAGUGUGACACAGGCUAUAGGACUGGUUAUCAGACAUAUAUGAAAAGAAAAUGAAUAAGCGAAUUCCUUAUUGUGGAUUGAAGGGUAAGCCACAUAUUGAAUCCAAAAUUAAGAUUUUUAAGAGACAAAAGGGAUAUAUUAUUGAAAUUCAGAAGCAGGUUAGUGGUUUUGGUUGGGACGAUGCUACAAAAAUGGUAACUAGUGAGAAGGAAGUCUUUAUGGAAUGGGCUCAGGGAAAAGAUGGAGCUGCUGCUCUAUUCUGUAAAACGUUUCCUCUGUAUGACAAGCUUUGUGAGAUUUACGCCAAGGAUCGUGCCAGUGGAAGUAUGGUCAAGGGGCCAGGAGACGAUGAAGAAGGUGAUAAGAAUGAGCCUGAAAAGAAUGAUGAUGUUAUUAGCUCAACUCGAGCGUAUGGGCAAUCAAGUGGUCGAGGAGAUCGUAAGAGAAGAAGGGAAAUUCAAAAUGAAGAGCUUAUUGGGCUGGCCACUACAUUGGCAGCUUUGAUUGAUGUUGAAAAGGAGUCUACUUCAAUCAUGAUGGAUAUGAAGAAAUCAUUUUUACGAGAUGUGGAGAUAGGUGAGAAGAGAACUUACCUUUUUGGAGUAAUGAGUAAUUUGCAAGAACUGGCACCAAUAGAAGUUGUCGAAGCUACCACAAUUAUUGGCUUAGAUGAUAAGAAGGUGGAAAUAUUCUACGGUGUGCCGGAUGAGUGCAAAGUUAUGUUCGUCAAAUCUUUGCUAAAAAGAUAGUGUUGAUAGAUUUUAAAAAUAUUAUGAUGUAAAAUGGUUGAACUUUAGGUUAUACUUUCUGUGUUGGUGAAAAUGUAUGUGUGUUUUAAUAAAGUAUGAACUUGGUAGUCACUAGAGGAAUGGACUUUUUAUCAUAAUUUUUAUGCCUAAACACUAGCUAAUUUUCUCGGUUGAAGAGUACUAUUAUGGCUACUUAAUCGAAACUUGUUUGUAAUUGUCAAGUAUUUGCAGUGUAAAGAAUGCAUGAAGAAAAUAUUAUUAUUUGUAAUUGCAAGUCGAUG
Molecule: messenger RNA, 1411 nt
Organism: Amaranthus tricolor (Joseph's coat)
Lineage: Eukaryota; Viridiplantae; Streptophyta; Magnoliopsida; Caryophyllales; Amaranthaceae
Exons: 3
Coding region: 432-1130 (232 amino acids)
Source: RefSeq, a predicted model, not a curated record